Conger conger (European conger) is the source of this 4035-nucleotide messenger RNA. Its product is annotated as NPC1-like intracellular cholesterol transporter 1. The record is from RefSeq and is a predicted model, not a curated record. Gene Ontology annotation, cellular component: membrane. The transcript has 19 exons. NCBI's taxonomy places the organism in Eukaryota, Metazoa, Chordata, Actinopteri, Anguilliformes, Congridae. Gene Ontology annotation, molecular function: lipid carrier activity. The coding region runs from base 1 to 4035 and encodes 1344 amino acids.
AUGGGGCCCCCAAAGAGGAGCCAAACCCUCGCCGUCACCUUGAUGUUCCUUUUCGCCUGCUUGGUCACCACAGCAGCUCAGAACAUACCAGGUUACUGCUCCUUCUAUGAGGAGUGCGGAAGGAACCCCUCAGUCAACGGGAGCCUCAUCAAGCCCAUCAUUCCCUGUGUGAACUUCAGCCCCGCCAGGAAGAUCCAGGGCGCGCACUACCAGCGGCUGAAGAAGGUGUGCCCCAUGCUGGCACACGGGGAAAACACCACCGCCUGCUGCUCCAUUAACCAGCUCUCCUCCCUGGAGAACAGCCUGACGUUGUCCAAGGCCAUCCUGGUGCGGUGUCCGGCCUGCGCCGACAACUUCGCCCACCUGCACUGCAUCACCACCUGUAGCCCCAACCAGAGCCAGACGCUCACCAUCCUGCGGACAAUCAACGUCACUAUCCUGGGACAGAUUAAGGAGGCUGUAGUGGCCUAUCGUUCCUAUGUGUCCCAGAAGUUCAUUGACGGCUCAUUCAAGUCCUGCCAGAACGUGCGGAUCCCAGCGACAGGUGGGUAUGCUAUAGGUGCCAUGUGCGGCCGCUACGGGGCGAGCCUCUGUACCCCACAGCGCUGGCUCGACUUCCAGGGAGACACUAGCAAUGGGCUGGCCCCCCUUGAUAUUGACUUCCACAUCAUCCCCGAGGGUGCCCCUGUGCCCCCGGGAAUUGUACCAUAUGCGGGCAAGGCCCUCAAGUGCAAUGAGACCACGGACAUUGGUGGGAAGGCGUGCUCCUGUCAGGACUGUGUGGAGGCCUGUCCAGCUGUAGCCCCACCACUACCCCCUCCCCCACCCUUCCUGAUUGGCCAACUGGAUGGUGUGCUGGCUCUGUGCCUCAUAGCAUUCGCUGUCCUCUCCGUCACCUUUCUGGGUUUUUUGGCGGUACGCUGGGGCAGCAGCCAUAACAAUGGCAAGGCCACAGAGGUGAAGACCAAAGUUAAAGACAAAAACAGCAACGAGGUGGGAAAGGCCAAGUGUGAGGUCAUUGACCCAAGGGAUGUGACAUGCACAGACCGGAACAGCCUGGCCACGGAGGAGUUCCUGGGUUCCAUUUUCCAGAGGUGGGGGACUCUGAUGGCCCGGCACCCCUUCAAAGUGCUGCUGACUUCAGCGGCGGUGGUGGCUGCUUUUGGGGCAGGCAUGAUGCACAUUGAACUGACGACAGACCCCGUGCAACUGUGGUCUGCCCCCAACAGCCGAGCCCGGCGGGAGAAAGACUUCCACGACAGCCACUUUGACCCCUUCUUCCGCACCAACCAGCUGAUCCUUACGGCCCCUGGGUACCCCAGCCACACGUAUGACUCCCUGCUCUUUGGGAAGCACAACUUCAGUGGCAUAAUUUCCAAGGACUUGAUCCUACAGCUUCUGAAGCUGCAGAAGCGGAUCCAGGCCAUCGAGUUCUGGUCCGACGACCUGAACCGCAACGCCAGCCUCAAGGACAUCUGCUUCGCCCCGUUGAACCCUGGGAACCCCUCCUUAACCGACUGCGCUGUGAACAGCCUGCCGCAGUACUUUCAGAACAGUGUGAACAAUCUGAAUGCCAAGGUCAACAUGACAGAGCUGGGGGAGACCAAGGAGGUGGACUGGAGGGACCACUUCAUUUACUGUGUUAACUCACCACUGUCUUUCAAGGACAUCACAGACCUGGGCCUGAGUUGCAUGGCAGACUAUGGUGGUCCCGUCUUCCCCUUCCUGGCUGUGGGUGGAUACGAGAAUGAAGACUACACCAAUGCAGAAGCUUUGAUCCUCACCUUCUCUCUGAAUAACUAUCAGAGAGGGACCCCCAAAUUCAAACUGGUGGAGAAAUGGGAGCAACUAUUCCUGGACAUCGUUCAAGAGUACCAGAGGAACUCAAACACCAAUUUCACAUUCGCCUACAUGGCAGAGAGAUCACUUGAGGACGAGAUAAAUCGGACGACAGCAGAGGAUAUCCCAAUCUUCAUGAUCAGCUAUGCUGUGAUCUUUAUCUAUAUUGCCAUGGCCCUUGGGGAGUACUCCUCCUUCAAGCGAAUACUGGUGGAUUCCAAGUUCCUGGUGGGCCUGGGUGGGAUCCUGGUGGUGGGCUGCUCGGUGCUGGCUGCCAUGGGCUUCUAUGCCUGGAUCGGAGUUCCCUCCUCCCUGGUCAUCCUGCAAGUGGUGCCCUUCCUGGUGCUGGCAGUGGGAGCUGACAACAUCUUUAUUUUAGUGUUGGAGUACCAGAGGGACAAGCGCAGGCCGGGAGAGAGCAGAGAAGAACAGAUUGGCAGAGUUCUGGGUAACGUGGCCCCCAGCAUGCUCCUCUGUAGCAUGUCUGAGUCCAUCUGCUUCUUCCUGGGGGGACUGAGCAGCAUGCCGGCGGUAAAGUCGUUCGCUCUGUACGCGGCUCUGGCCGUGCUGUUCGACUUUGCGCUCCAGAUAACGGCAUUCGUGGCCCUCCUGUCCCUGGACGCCCGACGGCAGGAUGCGGGCCGCUGCGAGCUGGCCUGCUGCUUCACGGUGUCCGCCCCCCGCCCGCCCAACCACGGCCAGGGCGUUCUCCUGCCCGCCAUGAAGCGUUACUACGCCCCCUUCCUGCUGCACCCCGUCACCAGGGUUACUGUGAUGGUGCUGUUUCUCUUCAUGUUCUGCGCUUCGGUCUUCCUGAUGUUCCAUGUGACGGUGGGCCUGGAUCAGGAACUAGCUAUGCCCAAGGACUCUUAUAUGCUGGAAUAUUUUAAGUACCUGUACAAGUAUUUUGAGGUUGGCGUCCCAACAUACUUUGUGACCACGAGGGGUUUUAACUUCACCACGGUGCCGGGCAUGGAUGCCGUGUGCUCCAGCGUGGGCUGCAGCCCCUUCUCCCUGACCCAGAAGAUCCAGUACGCCACAGAGUACCCCGAUAAAUCCUACCUGGCAAUCCCAGCAUCCUCUUGGGUGGAUGACUUCAUUGACUGGCUCAACCCUGGAUCUAAAUGCUGUCGCCUGUAUACCCUGGGCGAAAAUUUUGGGAAGUUCUGCCCGGCCAAUGAGAGUGCAUUCUUAUGUGCGAAGAAGUGCGUCAGCAGUCCCGAAAAUGGGGUGCUACGACCCACAAUGGAGCAGUUCAACAGGUUCCUCCCUGACUUCCUGGGAAACCGCCCUGACCUUCUGUGUCCCAAAGGAGGCCUGGGAGCCUAUGACAAGGCAGUGGUGAAAGAUGAACACGGUGAAAUCAUAGCGUCCCGCUUCAUGGCGUACCACACGCCCCUCGCCACAUCCCAGGAGUUCUCGGCUGCUCUCCGGAGGGCCAGGGAGCUCGCCGAAAACAUCACCCUCAGCAUGCGCCAGGUCCCCGGCACCUCGCCCGACUUUGAGGUUUUCCCAUACACGGUCACGUAUGUGUUCUAUGAGCAGUAUCUGACCAUUGUGUCAGAGGGCCUGAUCAACAUCUCCCUGUGCCUCCUGCCCACCUUCGUGGUGUGCUGCAUUCUGCUGGGAAUGGACCUUCGCUCGGGCCUGCUCAACCUGCUCACCAUCAUCAUGAUCACCGUGGAUACUGUGGGGGUCAUGACCCUGUGGGGGAUUGACUACAACGCUGUGUCCCUCAUCAACCUGGUCACGGCGGUGGGCAUCUCUGUGGAGUUUGUGUCCCACCUGACACGUUCUUUCGCGCUGAGCACGUUGCCGACACACGUGGAGCGAGCUAAGGAGGCCACCGCCAACAUGGGUAGCGCGGUGUUUUCAGGCGUUGCCAUGACAAACCUGCCCGGUAUAGUGGUGUUGGCAUUCGCCAAGGCGCAGCUCAUCCAGAUCUUCUUCUUCCGGCUGAACCUGGUGAUCACUCUCCUGGGCAUGGCACACGGCCUCGUCUUCCUCCCUGUCCUGCUCAGCUUCUUCGGUCCCGAUGUCAACAAGGCCGCACUCCUGCGACAGCAAAGGAAGGCCCAGGAGGACGCCAAAGAAAACCAGGCGCAUGACAACCUGAGCUUUGAUGACAGCAAGGAGAGCCCAGCCCCAAACGCAGGGGAGAAAGGAGGGGGAGAUUCUGUAAUGACCACCUUCUGA